Lottia gigantea (owl limpet) is the source of this 1344-nucleotide messenger RNA. RefSeq lists its product as hypothetical. The transcript has 6 exons. Gene Ontology annotation, biological process: vesicle-mediated transport; protein targeting to vacuole. The record is from RefSeq and is a predicted model, not a curated record. NCBI's taxonomy places the organism in Eukaryota, Metazoa, Mollusca, Gastropoda, Lottiidae. Bases 1 to 1344 code for a protein of 447 amino acids.
AUGUCAAAUCAAAUAGAAAGGUGUUAUAUAUUUCAGUCUUCAAGUAAAACUAGUAAGAGUGUAGUAAGUACUAAAACUGUAGUACCAUUUGAUAAUGAAGAAGAUGAUGUAAACAGUGAACAAUGGAGAUCUCAACCUAAGCAUAUCUUUAUAUUGAGUGAAGCUGGUAAACCUAUUUAUUCUAGACAUGGCAGUGAAGAUAAACUAGUGACUAUAAUGGGUGUGAUGCAAGCUUUAGUAUCAUUUGUAGGUGAUUCUAAUGAUAGUUUACGUUGUAUGAUUGCUGGAGAUCAUAAAUUUGUAUUUUUAGUUCGUGAUCAUUUAUUAUUAGUAGGUGUAACAAACUGUAUGGACUCAACACAUCAACUAUUGCUUCAAUUAACUUAUGUCUAUAAUCAAGUGAUUAGUGUUUUAACUCAUAGUACAUUAUGUAAGAUUUUUAAGCAAAGACGUAAUUAUGAUUUACGUAGAAUGUUAAGUGGUGCUGAAAAGUUUUUUGACAAUUUAUUGAAUUUAAUGGAUAGUGAACCAGGGUUUUUAUUAACUGCUGUACGGUGUUUACCUUUAGAUUAUUCUAUAAGAGAAAUAAUUGCUCAGAGUAUUGUACAACAUGCAAAAAUAAAGGAUUUAGUUUUUGGGUUGAUAAUAACUAACAAUCAAUUAAUAACACUAGUAAGAAUAAAGAAAUAUUAUUUACAUCCAAUGGAUUUACAUUUAAUCAUGAAUCUAGUGAAUGCAUCAGAGUCUUUCAAAACAGCUGAAUCAUGGACUCCUUUAUGUUUACCCAAAUUUGACCAAAGUGGUUUUCUUCAGGCUCAUAUAUCAUAUCUAGAUGAUUCUUGUGAAACAUGUUUAUUAUUAUUAACUGUUGAUAGAGAAUCCUUCUUUACUCUAUCAGAAUGUAAAAAUAAAAUCAAAGAGAGAUUAUUGAAAUAUAAUGCUUUAAGAGCAAUAUCAGAUUCCCUGAAGAGAAAUGCUUAUGGAAUUCAACAAUGUGGUAUCAAUGAUUUAAGACAUUUUUUAUAUAAAUCUAAAAGUACAGCACAAUAUACAAGUCCUGAAUUAGAAGCACCAUAUGUUACACAGGCUGAAAAAGAUAGACUAUUUGGUUUAUAUAAAUAUCUUCAUCAUCGAAUUCAUUCGGCAGCCCGACCAUUGAAAAUACUGUUUCACGUAGGAGCUUAUGAAACUUUAUUAGGUUGGGUAACAGCAGGGUUUGAAUUAUAUGCAGUAUUUGGUCCAUUGGUUACGAAGACGUCUGCUAUUCAUGCUGUCAACAAACUAUUACGGUGGAUCAAGAGGGAAGAGGAGAGGUUAUUUAUCUUAAAUUCUGUGACAUUUUAA